AUGAAAUCUUCAAAAGCUGACUUACUAGAAUCAGAAGAUAUAUAAAACUAUGGAUCAGAGUCAUCUGAAUAUUAAGUUGAAUUGAUUAAAUAGAGAGGUAGUUAAAUAGCCUGUGCUGAUGCAAAACGUUACUAUAAAAUCCCUUUAAAAACGUAAAUUUUGUUAUUUUAGAUGGUCUUUUUAAAUGGAAAGAGAAUAAAACAAGUACAUGCAUAUAAACAAUAUUUAGGUUGCCAAGUCUUUGAGUAUAAAUUACUCAAGUGCAAAAUCAUUGAUUCAUUAUUAUAAAAAUAAUAAAAGACCAAUCCCAUCAGCAAUUUCAAGUAUUUUGAAUUAAUCCAAACCUUGUGGGAUCAAAUAGACAAAAAAUGGUAAUAAGAAUAUGUUUGUUGUUGUUCAGAUUCAAAAGGAAACAAUUAAAAAAUACAAUUUUUAUUAAUUACUAUAAUAACAACAUGAAUUUGGCAAUAUUUGA
Messenger RNA from Paramecium pentaurelia, 475 nucleotides. NCBI's taxonomy places the organism in Eukaryota, Ciliophora, Oligohymenophorea, Peniculida, Parameciidae. The record is from the annotation of a GenBank genome assembly.